AUGAGUGAAUUGAAUAAAGAAGAGGAAGCAGAAGCAGCAGUAAUAGUAGAAAAAGUAAAAGAAGAAAACAUGUUAUCGGAUAAUUUAGAAACAAAGAAACCGCCUCCUAAUUGGUUCAUUGUGCAGGAAGUAAUAAAUCGACAAAUAGGUAGUAAUCCAUUAUUCCAAAGAAGAUUUUGUAGUUCUUUACAUGCAGUAAAUCGACUGGAGUUUAAGUACAAACUCCAUGACGUUGGGAAUGUGAGUGCCUUAAGUUUCAAUCAAAAAGGAAACUUAUUAGCAAGAGCCGCUGUAAACAAAGUUAUUUCUAUUUGGGAUUGGGCUGCAAGGAAAAAGGCUGCAAAGCGUUGUUGCCUUCCAAGUGGCAAUGACUUCCUAAUAAGCGAGGCCAAAUGGCUCCCUUUAGACGUAGAAAAUUUGAUGGUCACUCGUAGUCUCCAUGGUGAUAUACAUUUAUUAGAUCUUGAAUACAACUCAUGGAAACCAUUGUUGCACUAUGAAUCAUCCUUUCUUGAUUCGGUAUCACGUAGACAACAUUUUAUGAGUGACAGGUCAUUGGCUGUGCAUCCUGAAAUACCCUAUGUUGUGUUUUCUGCUGGAAACGGCUCGAUUUCAUCCAUAGAUAUCCGGGAGGAUACAUCAAAACUGCUCGAUAUAAAGAGCCUUCGAAGUAGAAUUUUAACAAGUAUACAUUGUAAUCCUUCUAAUAGUAAUGAAUUUUGUGUCAGCGGUAGUUUUCCCUGCGUAAGGGUGUAUGAUCAGCGAAAUAUUUCCAAACCACUUUAUCAAUUGUCGACCACCAAGUAUCACAAGAAGGAUAAUGCAAGAAUCGCCAUGUAUAAUCACGAUGGGACAGAGAUUCUCACAUUGUUUAAUCCUUCCAAAAUAUUAUUAUUUGAUAAAUCAAUGUGGUCAUGUGAAGGAAAUUGGAAACAUACAUUAUUUGAACGCAAUCAAUUUAGAUCUGUACCUGGUGUACCUGCUGAGGUAGCCGCGAGAUAUACUAGACAUGGGAUCUCAUCACUGCUUAGGUCAUCCCCAUAUUCCUAUCCUUGCAACGGCAAGUGGGUCCAAAGUCCUGAUAUGGAUGCCUUCGAGGAAUGA
Cyphomyrmex costatus is the source of this 1104-nucleotide messenger RNA. RefSeq names its product DDB1- and CUL4-associated factor 8. The record is from RefSeq and is a predicted model, not a curated record. NCBI's taxonomy places the organism in Eukaryota, Metazoa, Arthropoda, Insecta, Hymenoptera, Formicidae. Bases 1 to 1104 code for a protein of 367 amino acids. Gene Ontology annotation, cellular component: cytoplasm; Cul4-RING E3 ubiquitin ligase complex. The transcript has 6 exons. Gene Ontology annotation, molecular function: protein binding.